ACUCCUGCUGGGCAGCCCACAGGGUCCCUGGGCGGAGGGCAGGAGCAUCCAGUUGGAGUUGACAACAGGAGGCAGGCCCUCCCGUGUCUCCACAGAGGCAUCAUGGAGGGUCCCCGGGGAUGGCUGGUGGUCUGUGUGCUGGCCAUAUCGCUGGCCUCUAUGGUGACCGAGGACUUGUGCCGAGCACCAGACGGGAAGAAAGGGGAGGCAGGAAGACCUGGCAGACCGGGGCGGCCAGGCCUCAAGGGGGAGCAAGGGGAGCCGGGGGCCCCUGGCAUCCGGACGGGCAUCCAAGGCCUUAAAGGAGACCAGGGGGAACCUGGGCCCUCUGGAAACCCCGGCAAGGUGGGCUACCCAGGGCCCAGCGGCCCCCUCGGGGCCCGUGGCAUCCCGGGAAUUAAAGGCACCAAGGGCAGCCCAGGAAACAUCAAGGACCAGCCGAGGCCAGCCUUCUCCGCCAUUCGGCGGAACCCCCCAAUGGGGGGCAACGUGGUCAUCUUCGACACGGUCAUCACCAACCAGGAAGAACCGUACCAGAACCACUCCGGCCGAUUCGUCUGCACUGUACCCGGCUACUACUACUUCACCUUCCAGGUGCUGUCCCAGUGGGAAAUCUGCCUGUCCAUCGUCUCCUCCUCAAGGGGCCAGGUCCGACGCUCCCUGGGCUUCUGUGACACCACCAACAAGGGGCUCUUCCAGGUGGUGUCAGGGGGCAUGGUGCUUCAGCUGCAGCGGGGUGACCAGGUCUGGGUUGAAAAAGACCCCAAAAAGGGUCACAUUUACCAGGGCUCUGAGGCCGACAGCGUCUUCAGCGGCUUCCUCAUCUUCCCAUCUGCCUGAGCCAGGGAAGGACCCCCUCCCCCACCCACCUCUCUGGCUUCCAUGCUCCGCCUGUAAAAUGGGGGCGCUAUUGCUUCAGCUGCUGAAGGGAGGGGGCUGGCUCUGAGAGCCCCAGGACUGGCUGCCCCGUGACACAUGCUCUAAGAAGCUCGUUUCUUAGACCUCUUCCUGGAAUAAACAUCUGUGUCUGUGUCUGCUGAA
Pan troglodytes (chimpanzee) is the source of this 1041-nucleotide messenger RNA. It is a transcript of the gene C1QA, whose product is annotated as complement C1q A chain. The record is from RefSeq and is a predicted model, not a curated record. Bases 103 to 840 code for a protein of 245 amino acids. Gene Ontology annotation, molecular function: protein binding. The transcript has 3 exons. NCBI's taxonomy places the organism in Eukaryota, Metazoa, Chordata, Mammalia, Primates, Hominidae.